This is a messenger RNA of Brienomyrus brachyistius, 360 nucleotides long. Its product is annotated as proline-rich protein 15-like. The record is from RefSeq and is a predicted model, not a curated record. The transcript has a single exon. NCBI's taxonomy places the organism in Eukaryota, Metazoa, Chordata, Actinopteri, Osteoglossiformes, Mormyridae. Bases 1 to 360 code for a protein of 119 amino acids.
AUGGCAGAGAGAAGCCCCUGGUGGAAAUCUUUGGUUAGGAAGAAAGUCUCUUCCAGGGACUCCGAAGUAACCCAUAAGGAGAGCGGCCCGGAGAGCCAACCUGGUCCGGAGAAGAUCCCGGCCGGCGGUGGCAAACCGUCCACGGAAUCUAAGGAGAACAAGGACUCCAGCUUAAUAAGCAACGAGACCUAUGACGAUUCGCAGUUUGAGCCCGUGUUUAAUGAGAAAACGUGUCGGCGCACCUGGAAAGUUUCCCGUUCCGGACGUUUUAAAGAGAAACGGAGAAUAAGAGCCACGCUACCCGAAAAUAACAACUUCUACGAAGGAAACAGCGCGUCUGGCAAAGAGACCUUCCGCUGA